GCGGCAGCGCUUUCUGCUCGUGCAGCCCCUGAGCCUCCCAGCCCGAGCGCAGGCAGGACGGGAGCCGGCCCCGGGAGGCGCGGGGGCGGUGGGACGGCUGGGGGGCCAUCCCCGGGGGUCUGCUGAGCCGAGCUGCUUCGCCCACAGCCGCGGCCCCGUGGAGGGGGUGAGGAGAGCAGUCGCCCACCCUGCACCCGGGGGGCUCUGCCCCUCGCAAGGGCUCCGGGCAGCCCGGCGUGCUGCUGCGCGUCUGGUCACGAGCCGUCUCCGCUCCCCGCAGGCCUGGACCGUGAAUUCGGUUGCGAUGGAGACCGUGUCCCUGGAGCACCAGAUCCAGAGCGUGCAGCGGCACAUCGCCUUCCUGAAGAAGGAGCAGAUGGAGCUGCUCCAUGACCUGCACCUGGAGAUCCUCCGCUUGCAGAAGCACUGCUCAGAGCUCACCCAUGACCUGGAAAUAAAAGAGCUGGAAGCCCGCCAGCAAGAUGUCCUGGACCGGGAGCUGGAGGAGAAGUGCCAGGCGAUGGAGGCCCAGCUGCAGGAGAAGGAGAAGGACAACGCGGAGCUGCGCAAGGAGCUGCAGCACAAGGAGACGCUGGUGGCCGCGCUGCGGUCCAGCCUCCGCACCAAGGAGCGCCGGUUCCUGGAGGAGCUGAAGCGGCGGAGCCACCGCGUCACCAUCCUCGACACCGAGCUGCAGAAGCAGACGGAGGCGGCCGCCUACCUCUCCCUGCAGCUUCACGCCACCGCGCAGCGGCUGCCGGGCCCCCGGGCGGGCGGGCGGCCGCCCCCCGAGCAGCCCCCCGCCAACCCCCCGCCCGAGGGCCGGCCCCGGCGCCGCGGCCACAGGGCACCCGCUCGGCGCCCGCCCGGGGACGGUGCUCGCCCCAGGGACCCCGUGCAGGAGGAGCACGACGCCAUGCCCGACCCGGCCCUCUUCCUCUACACGGCGCGGCCGCAGCUCCCGCCGCCGGAGCCCCCCGCCAAGGCCCACGGCACGGCCGGUGCCGCCGCGGCCCCCCGGGUGCACAGGCCCCCCCGGCAGCCCGCGCAGGAGCCGGUGGCCGGGGCCAGGUCGGCCAAGGGUGAGCCCGGCACGAAGCAGGGGGCUGGCCCCCGCGGUGCCCCCCGGGCCCAGGAGUAGCCGUCGAGCCGAGCAGGCGGGAAAGCCUGAGCCCGGCGGCACCGGGGUGGGCGCCGGCCAAGGUUGCUUUCCCCCGUCCCCUCGGAGGGGAAGGGGCAGCGGAAAGCGGAUGCCCUGCUCGCACCUCCUGCCCGCGGGCAGCCGGGGAGGAUCCCCCCCUUUGCCGAGGGGUCUGAGCCGGGGAUGCUGCCGGCAGUGCCGCGGGGCGGGCGGGCAACCCAGCGCAGGGUCUGCGGAGGGGAAACGGCUGCGCGCCAGCCCUGAGCUUCCGAGGAGAGAAAAAAGCAAGCAAGCAUUCCUGCAACGAGGGGAUCUGCGCUGCUGUGGCCGCCCCGCGGAGCGGACGCCGCUGGGUGCUUUCCCUGGCCGGGGGUGCCGGGAGGUGGGUGUGCAGCAGCGAGGCGGCUGUGCGGCACGGGGCUCGGCACAGCGGGCUGAGCUCAGCCCGACCGCUGGCACCAGCACAGCGCUGGGGAGAGCCCCGGGUGUCACCAGGAAGGUCCUCGGGGACGCAGGCAGCUGAGUGAUCGUCGGUCCCACGGGUGCCGGAGGGUCCCGUGGGUGCACGGUGCAGCCGUGCCAGCCAGGUCGCAGGCCCUUGCUCCCCUGCGCGGCGGUGCGGCCGCCUCUGACACGGGUUUCCCCCGGCGUUACGCUGACACGCGGGACUUGGACGAAGCCGCAGCCCUGCUCCCCGUGCUGCUGGAGCCGGGCUGUGCCUCACGCCCCGGGCACCAGCCUUUUGGUUCUCGGCCACAUCCACAGCCAGGGCUGGGCUUGUCGCAGCCCUCCGGUCCUCCCCCACCACCCCCCCGUCCCUCCCAGCACGGCGGCUGUGCGGCAUGCAGCCUUCGCCCCGCCGGGGCAGCCUCACCCGGGCUCCAAACCAAACCAUCAGCUUUGUGCACCCAUUCCCUGGGUGCUGCGGAACGGCGGGAGCAGGGAGAGGGAGAGGGAGAGGGAGAGGGAGAGGGAGAGGGAGAG
Molecule: messenger RNA, 2125 nt
Organism: Tyto alba (common barn owl)
Lineage: Eukaryota; Metazoa; Chordata; Aves; Strigiformes; Tytonidae
Gene: CCDC92B
Product: coiled-coil domain containing 92B
Exons: 3
Coding region: 305-1141 (278 amino acids)
Source: RefSeq, a predicted model, not a curated record